GCACCACCUCGCCACGGCACGGCGCGCGCACCGCAGCAACCAAUGCACGCUGGAGCCUCCACGUCGCCGGCGACGACGACGACGACGACGACCGCACCGCCGCGCGGCUAGCAGCAGCACAUGUUGCAUGAGCAGCACGCGCCGCCGCAGCCGGAGGAGGAACCUGCAGCAGCAGAGGUCGUGCAUGCGCUGCACCUGCCGUCGGCGCCCGCCACCACCGGCGAUGCUGCAGCAGCUCGCGGCGGCGAGCACCACCACCACCAGCACCGCGACGACGAGCCCGCCACGUUCCGUGACAUCCACCCUCUGACGCCGUCGCCGACGCCGCCCGCGCGCCUCGGGUCCGCGUCCUGGGACACCGCCAGCCACCGGUCCCUGUCGUCCGAGGAGCAGUUCAUGACGAUGAGCCGGGAGUUCACGGCCAUGGUCGCCGCCGGGACGACCCUGCAGACCGGCGCCAACGGCUACGACGCCAGCAGCGGCGCCGACCAGCUGACCAGCAUCGGGGAGGACGAGCUGGAGGAGACCAACCCGCUCGCCAUCGUGCCGGACAGCCACCCGAUCGCGACGCCGGCCAGGAGCAGGGCGUCGCUGGAGGUGGUCCCCGCGGGGCCCUCGGCCUCGGCGCCGGCGCCGCCGCCGGUGGAGGCGCGUCAGGUGAAGAAGGAGGAGGUGGAGACGAAGGUGUCGGCGUGGCAGACGGCGGAGGUGGCCAAGAUCAACAACAGGUUCAAGCGGGAGGAGGUGGUCAUCAACGGCUGGGAGACCGAGCAAGUAGAGAAAGCAUCCGCAUGGCUCAAGAAGAUCGAGAGGAAGCUGGACGAGCAGCGCGCCAAGGCGAUCGAGAAGACGCAGAACGACAUGGCGAAGGCGCGGCGCAAGGCGGAGGAGAAGAGGGCGUCGGCGGAGGCGAAGAGAGGGCUGAAGCUGGCCAAGGUGCUGGAGCUGGCCAACUUCAUGAAGGCGGUCGGAAGGGUGCCCACGAAACGCUCCUUCUUCUAGCUCCAGCCUCCCUCUUCUUGCCCUGCCAUGGACAUGGUCACCGACCUCCUCUGCUCGAUCUGUGUGUUCCAGUGCCCCCGUGUGCUUGCUGUUCUUCGUGUGAUGUUUGCUGUGCGCAUCCGAGAACCUAAUUGUAAAGAAAGAUGCUAAGAAAUUUGUGUAUUUGCUAGCUGCUGCUGCCCUCUGCUGCUGCUUGUGAUCAUCGCAGAGUGGCCCUUGUUAGUUUUUCCACGGCUUGUAAUAUCCAUACGGUAUAAAUGGCUUGUUUGCUCGAAUCUCGCAAACAUUCAGUUACAUGUUUAUGUGAAUCGAUUC
Molecule: messenger RNA, 1317 nt
Organism: Oryza brachyantha (malo sina)
Lineage: Eukaryota; Viridiplantae; Streptophyta; Magnoliopsida; Poales; Poaceae
Product: remorin 4.1-like
Exons: 2
Coding region: 121-1002 (293 amino acids)
Source: RefSeq, a predicted model, not a curated record